Serendipita indica DSM 11827 is the source of this 1758-nucleotide messenger RNA. The record is from the annotation of a GenBank genome assembly. NCBI's taxonomy places the organism in Eukaryota, Fungi, Basidiomycota, Agaricomycetes, Sebacinales, Serendipitaceae.
AUGCAUCGAGCUUCAAGUGGCUCAACAUCACGCUCUUUACCAUAUUCUACCCUUGUCCUCGCCGUCGCACUCGCCGUCACCAACGCCGGACCCGUUGCUGCCACUAGGCUGAGGUUGAGCAGCCGGCAGCUGGGUGCGACGCCGGUCAACAAUGGUCUACCCGCCAACUCUCCCUCCUUGGGACAAGCAAGCUUUACAGACGGUGGAGGCUCUGGCUUGAACGUCCCAGCCGUCCUGUGGAUAGCCUUUGCCAGUGUUCUCGGGCUUCCCCUCGCGACGGCUGGCGUACGAGGCUGGCGUGUGACCUCUGGAAUCGGUGGAGGACUCGCUCUUUCGCUCCUCAUCUGGUCUGCAUUCGUCAACACGACGCCCGGAGGUUCACUGGCCGCAAACCCGACGACGUCUGAUCUAUACUUGACGCUGUUCAUUUGGGGUUCUUUUCUCCUUGGUGCCGCCCUCGGGUCCCUACGAGUCGGCAUUCAUGCCGGAGUCUGUUUUCUUGGAGCGAGCGCGGGAGUGUCCUUGGCAAUUCUCAUCGUCCUCAUGCGCGAAGGUCUUCUCAUUCCGAUAUACGCGCUCAACGCAGUACUCGUCGGAGCUUUUGCGCUGGCAGGUGCCAUUUGGCCCAUUUGGCAUCAGCGAUUGGCAGUGAUCGUUUCCAGCUCUACAUGUGGAAGCUUUUUGAUAGCUCUCGCGGUCGAUUUGGUUCUAAACAAGCAAUCGGGAAUGAGCCUCGGUCUACGCUAUCUCCUAGACAGGAACAAGGUACACAUCGUGGCCACGUUACGGGUUGGCUACAAGCCCCCGUUAUCCACGGUUAUCAUACUCGCAUCGGCAAUUGGAUUGAUCCCUAUUUUCGCCUUUCUCCAGCAUCGCGUAUUCAAGGAGCCUUUUGAUCGCACACCAGAAUCACUAGAAGAGUACAAGCGCUCCGUCAACGGAGCUCCUGUUCUUGGCCCUGGCGACGAAGGAUACGUGAGCGAAAAGGAGGCCCAAGAAGCGGUUGCACAAAAGGAGCCACAGCACAUAGAACUCCGCUUUCCCUCGCUCGUACCCUCUCUCCCAAAUCAGGCAAAUGUCCAGUAUCCCGUUCAGCAACAGUCGGCUAACCCGUACGGCAACGUCCCCCAAACGUCUGGCCCGGGCGUCGGUCGUCGAGGAUUCAUGGGGGCAGCCGUUAAUGUUGCAAAAAGAAUGAGCAACACGGCCAGGAUGAGCAUGCUCAACGUCUUUCGCGGUGGAGCAGACCGGCGAGCGAGCACAUUUAGCACGCCAUCUGUUUAUUCCAUUGAUCGCAAUGGUGGGCCACCCGGACAACCACGAUAUGGCAUCAACUCAAGGCCUCCUCAAGAGUCGUACUAUGAUCGCGGAAACGUCUCAAGCGCGUACAGUGGUGUAGAAACAGCACCUCCCGUUCGCCCUCUACAACUCGCAAAUCGACAACAGGCACCUUUUCGACAACAGGCACCUUUUUCGAAUACUCGAGGUAACCCUCCUCCCUCCGCCUACGCGCCCUCGAUGCGUAGUGGUCGCAGUGGGUUCGCACAGCCUGUCGCCGCACCACCACCACCAGCGUCGUUACGAAACGACACGCGUGCUCAGGGAUGGAGGGGACCUGGAGGACCAGUAGGACGAGGUCAACGACAGAUGCCUGCUGCACCAAGUGCUGGUGCGAGCGGGAUGCGAGACAACGGCGGUAACCCGCCAAAGUCGGCAGCGAAUAAAUUGAAACCAAACGUCAAGUAUAAUAUGCUCUAG